Molecule: messenger RNA, 2309 nt
Organism: Gadus macrocephalus (Pacific cod)
Lineage: Eukaryota; Metazoa; Chordata; Actinopteri; Gadiformes; Gadidae
Product: complement factor H-like
Exons: 16
Coding region: 39-2273 (744 amino acids)
Source: RefSeq, a predicted model, not a curated record
CAGUUUAAGAGGAACGGACUUGGGCUAUCCUCCUCUAGAUGGUAAUGGUCCUGUUUGUAAGUUGUUUUGUGAAUGCCGACAAAAUGCAUGGAUUAUCUAAAUGGUGUGUUAUUUUAAUAUGGAUGGUCUCAUUUACAGUAGUGACAGGCCAAGAUUGUAACAUCAGCAAUUUCAACAAUGGCCAAAUAUCUAAUUUAAAUAUUGACAUUGUGGGUAUGGAGGAAACUUAUUCUAAUGAAAAGCAGAUCAUAGUUCCCUGCAAACACGGGUUUACUGGAUUCUUCAAAAUAAAAUGCAGUGGUGGCGUUUGGAUCAAAGUCCUUGGUGAUAAAUGUACAGCCAAAUCAUGUGGUCAUCCUGGCGAGUCCCUGAAUGCAGACUUCACGCUGGUUUCAGGCACAGAUUUUGUGUUUCCAUCUCAAGUGCAAUAUAAAUGCCACGAAGGCUACAUAAUGGUCAGCCGGAACCCCUACCGCAGAUGCUUGGACCAGGGUUGGAGUGGGAACACACCUACUUGUGAAGCCAUUAAGUGUCCAGAUAUUACCGUUGAUGAAAAUGUUCUCGUGACGGGUAACAGGUUACAGUCCUCCUACGGAAAUGUGCUUCAGUUUGGCUGCAGAAACAGAUUAUUGGCUCUCUAUGGGCCGUUACAUAUUCGCUGUGAAGGAAAUGGCCAGUGGAAUGAAGGACCACCAACAUGUGAUGAAGUGAAAUGUAAAGUGCCGGACAUUGCCAAUGGUAGAGCACAUAAUACUGAGUAUGCAGAAGGUCAGCAUCUGACAAUUACUUGCAACCCUGGAUAUUCACCCUCAGGAAGACGACCACAAUGUGUAAACAUACGCAAGAGAGCUGGAUGGAGCCAAACACCUCUUUGUGAAAGAGUGACAUGUCAACUGCUGCAUGAGAGAGGAACCACUUAUCUUGAUGUAAAUAAGAACCAAUUUUUACCUGGAGAAAACGUUUCGGUGAAAUGCGCCCAAGGCCACUGGUUUUCCUUUAAUGAUCAGCAAACCCAGAAAACAAUUACUUGUACAGAGAAUGGGACAUGGAUUUCAGCUGGGGUCAUUUUGAUGGGGCCAUGCCAAGUGAUCAGAUGUCAGGAUCCAAAUGACCCUAAUUUGAAAGAACGGCUUCAAAGUACACAAUAUGGUGGAUAUGCAUACUACCGGUGCAAACAAGGCUUCAGGCCAACUGAUUAUACUAGAGCUAAAUGCACGGAAAACGGAUGGACACCAAACCCACUCUGUGAAGCGACCUCCCCAUGCAAUUUACCAAAAAGAGUAGAGAAUGCAGUUAUUACUGACAAGAAACGGGUGGUCUACAGGGAUGGUGCCAGAGUAACCUACAAAUGCCGUACCAAUUACAGAAUGGAAGGAGAGAGUAUAAUUAGAUGCCAACGUGGUCAAUGGGCUCAAGGAACUCCUACUUGCAUCCCGCCCUCCCCAUGCAAUUUACCAAAAAGAGUAGAGAAUGCAGUUAUUACUGACAAGAAACGGGUGGUCUACAGGGAUGGUGCCAGAGUAACCUACAAAUGCCGUACCAAUUACAGAAUGGAAGGAGAGAGUAUAAUUAGAUGCCAACAUGGUCAAUGGACUCAAGGAACUCCUACUUGCAUCCCUAAUGGAGCUGAGCUGGAGAAGGUGGAGCCUACUGUCGUGUCUGGGUCCAGUGCAACAACCACCGCAGCUAAUGGAGCUGAGCUGGAGAAGGUGGAGCCUACUGUCGUGUCUGGGUCCAGUGCAACAACCACCGCAGCUAAUGGAGCUGAGCUGGAGAAGGUGGAGCCUACUGUCGUGUCUGGGUCCAGUGCAACAACCACCGCAGAUAGCGGUAGCGAAAUAACUUGUGGGGAUCCGCCGUCGCUCCCUGAUGGAGCAAUCCAUGGACAUUUUAAGGCACCCCACAAGCACGGGGUUAAAGUGAAAUACUCUUGUGGAAUUAACUUCACCAUUGAGGGAGACGUCAAGACCUGUGAGAAUGGACAAUGGACCGGAGAGACUAGAUGUCUUGAUAAUGGAGCUAAGCCGGAGAAGGUGGAGCCUACUGUCGUGCCUGGGUCCAGUGCAACAACCACCGCAGGGCCGUGCACCGUGGGAAGAGAGCAGUUGCGAACACAUCAUUUCAAAUUCCUUCGAAGCCUUAAAGAGUUGUACUUUGUUCACGAUGAAAAGCUUACAUUUGUUUGUGAAGAUGGAUUCGUACACGUCCCACCCAGAAUUACUAUGGUCUGUGUCAAUAGAGAAAUUGAUUUGCCUACUUGCACAGGGAUUUAAAACAAGUCAAUUAAAUAAACGACUUAAGUAAUAUGA